Molecule: messenger RNA, 2004 nt
Organism: Tribolium castaneum (red flour beetle)
Lineage: Eukaryota; Metazoa; Arthropoda; Insecta; Coleoptera; Tenebrionidae
Gene: Lipt1
Product: Lipoyltransferase 1
Exons: 4
Coding region: 380-1549 (389 amino acids)
Biological process (GO): protein lipoylation
Cellular component (GO): mitochondrion; cytoplasm
Molecular function (GO): lipoyltransferase activity
Source: RefSeq, a predicted model, not a curated record
AAACAAAUGGCAAAUGAAUGAUUUUGUCAUUAGCAACGAUUGCAAAGGUCGUCUGCAGUGAUUAUAAAUACUGGAAUUGAAUUGUUCUAGAUUUGAUUGUUUUGUGUUGGUGUCAGGGCCGUAAUUCCAUACCCGAGUGGAUUCAUUUAUGUUAAAAUCUGUCUGGAAUUAAUGCAAAGGGAGGAAUGCUGAGUACUACUAGAGAUUGUCUUGGUCUUCGAGUCCGUCUCAACGCCCUGCACCAAACCUGGAAGUGGCUGCACCAGACCAUCACCGUCCACGAGUACCUCAUCGCCCUGACAGCGUCCCAUAAAAACGUUUUUAUGAAAUACGGCCCCACCUGUUAGAGACAUUCGGCACAACACCUAAACCUGGCAAAAUGGCACUAGUGCACCGCAAGUUCGUCAUGAGUGCGAUCCUCUCGCGAUUCGCGCGCGCUUACUCCACCCCAGUCCAGGAAAAAGACAUUCGAAAAUCAGUAUUUAUCUCGCAGUCCAAAGACAUUUUCACUAACCUAGCCCUCGAGGACUGGCUGUACAAAAACCUCGACUUUACCAACCACCAUGUGCUAAUGCUGUGGCAGAACGACCCCUGCGUGGUCAUCGGCAGGCACCAGAACCCCUGGCUGGAGGCCAACGUGCCGGCCCUCGGGGCCCUCACGGACCAGGGGGUCGCCCUCGCCCGACGCAACAGCGGCGGGGGCACGGUCUUCCACGACCAAGGCAACCUCAAUAUGACCUUCUUCACCUCCAGGAAUCAUUACAACAGGAGGUACAACCUCGAAGUCAUCACCAGGGCCAUCUUCAGGGAGUACGGCCUCAAACUCGAGAUCACCCCCAGAGAUGACCUCACUUUACGCAACUGCAAAGUGUCGGGCACCGCCGCGAAGCUGGGGCGCCCCAGUGCGUACCACCACUGCACCCUGUUGGUGAACACCAACAAGGUGCACCUGAGCGAGGCGCUGCAGAAGUCGGACGUGGGAAUCGAAACCAACGCGACCAAGUCCACCAAAUCGAAGAUCCUCAACUUGUGUGAGGAGAACCCGAAGAUCAAAGUGCCCGCUUUGUACAAAGUGGUGGGUUGGGAGUACUUGCGCACCCACGCGUUGUCGGUGAAAGACGGCGGCAUGGAGCUGGCCAACCAGCAGAAGGGCUUCCAGAUGGUGAACCCGACCGAGAAGUGGUUCCCAGGGAUUGAGGAGAUUCGGGACAAUUUGCAAGGCUGGCAGUGGCGGUUCGGGAAAACCCCCAAAUUUACGAUCAGCCGCUCGUUCACCGUCCCCGAGCAUUUGAUCAGCCAGGAUGUGCCUGAUGAUUUGAAGGUCACCAUGGUGGUGGAAGGGGGGAAAAUCAGCGAUGUGAACCUGUAUGUUCCACCCGGGUUGGUGGCAAACGGUUUCAGUGGGAAUGUUAAUGUUAUAACUAGUCUCAUUGGGCACAAAUUUUCCGAGGAAGCCUUAGAUAAUCUGGAGUGGUCGCUCGGGGCGCUUGGUAGUGAUAAGGAUAAAUUCGUUACUGAUUGUGUAAAGCAAGUCAUGCAGUCGGUAUGACAGAAAGAUGAUUAAUCUCUCGGUCCGAAUAUGUUCCUAAUAUUUUCCUCAGCUAGUGCCAUUUUAUUGUUUUUGUUUUAAUUAAAUUAUCAUCACAUUAUUUUUAACUGGUAGAUAAUUGUGUUAUUUUCUGAUAUUCGUUAUAUUUAGAUUAAGUUCAAAACCGUUUCGAACGGUCAACAAGAAUUAAUCAUAUCAUUGUUAACUUACAUUAUUAAUAAUUGACUAAUUUUUUUCGUUUCUUAUUGUAAUGGAGCGGAGACAGCCUGAAUUUUGUAAAUAAACUUAGUUUAGUAUUUUCUUUAGUUAGCCAGCUUUUUCCUUAAUUUAGUGCUUGUUUAAUUUUCUGCAUUUUGCGUUAAGAUGUUGUGCCUUCAAAUACAUAGUUUUAAUAAUCCUAGUGAUAAGUUGUGUAAUAGAUGUUUGGAUAAUAAAAAUAUUUUUUGAACGGGAAA